GACACUCCAAACCCCCAGGAUGUCCUGGAACCCCCCAACACCCCAUUUUAGGUACACGGCCGCCUGUUCCCGGCUGCUGGUGCAGUUCAAGGCCGCCCUGAAGCAGGUGCAGGGCUCCGAGAUCAGCUCCAUCGACGACUUCUGCCGCAAGUUCCGGCUGGACUGUCCCCUGGCCAUGGAGAGGAUCAAGGAGGACAGACCCAUCACCAUCAAGGACGACAAGGGAAACCUCAACCGCUGCAUCGCCGACAUCGUCUCCGUACGGAGCCAGGGGGAUCCCGGGGGGAUCCGGGGG
Messenger RNA from Neopelma chrysocephalum (saffron-crested tyrant-manakin), 295 nucleotides. Its product is annotated as vacuolar protein sorting-associated protein 28 homolog. Gene Ontology annotation, molecular function: protein-containing complex binding. The transcript has 2 exons. Gene Ontology annotation, biological process: protein transport to vacuole involved in ubiquitin-dependent protein catabolic process via the multivesicular body sorting pathway. NCBI's taxonomy places the organism in Eukaryota, Metazoa, Chordata, Aves, Passeriformes, Pipridae. Gene Ontology annotation, cellular component: ESCRT I complex. The record is from RefSeq and is a predicted model, not a curated record. The annotation marks the transcript as partial.